Molecule: messenger RNA, 2203 nt
Organism: Perca flavescens (yellow perch)
Lineage: Eukaryota; Metazoa; Chordata; Actinopteri; Perciformes; Percidae
Gene: c12h7orf25
Product: chromosome 12 C7orf25 homolog
Exons: 4
Coding region: 205-1575 (456 amino acids)
Source: RefSeq, a predicted model, not a curated record
GGAGGUGAGGCUUUUAUUGUGAAAACCCUACCGGAAAUCUCCUUGUUCCUACUUCCUACUUAUGUAUGUCAAUGGGGGAGACGAACCUGACAGUUAGAAUUAGCAUUAGCAUUAUAUUAGCUCCGAUACAGUUAGCGUCAUAUUGGCUCUGAUAUCCGAAGAGGAUUGAAGUUCUAACGUCGCUGCUGCCCAUGUAGCGUAGUGAUGUCUUUUGCAGCGGAGCUGCAGCAGAGGAUAGUGUCUGCUGAGUCGUUGCUGCAGCGUGCGGAGCAGCUGAGUCGUGGCGUGGAGGGCCAGCAGAAGCUGUGCGGGAAGCUGCGUGCCGAGCUGCGCUUCCUGCGGCGCGUGGAGGCCGGCGAGCUGCAGGUCAAACAGUCGCACCUGCACAGCACCAACCUGACGCACCUGUCGGCCAUCGUGGAGACGGCCGAGAGUCUGGAGGGCAUGGUGGCGCUGCUGCACGUCUUCACCUACCGGCACGCGGCGGCGGGCGCCGGCGGCGGGCGCCACACGCUGGUGGUGGACGUGGUGGCCAACGGGGGGCACACCUGGGUGAAGGCCGUGGGACGCAAGGCCGAGGCCCUGCACAACAUCUGGCAGGGCCGAGGCCAGUACGGAGACAAGAGCAUCGUCAGCCAGGCGGAGGACUUCCUGCGGGCCAGCCUCCAGCAGCCCGUCCAGUACCAGCCCCCCCACGUCGUCUUCGCCUUCUACAGCGGCGUCUCGGCCCCCAUGGCCCAGCGGCUCCGGGACAUGGGGGUGGCCGUCCGCGGGGACAUCGUGGCCGUCAGCGCCGUCACCCCCGACGACGAGGAGGAGGAGGGGGGGGAGAGGGAGGAAGAGGAAGGGGGGGGAGGGAGGAGGAGGAGGAGGAGGAGGGGGGAGAGGGAGGAGGAGGAGGAGGAAGAGGAGCCAGCUGAAGAUAACGAAGACAGCUGUAACCGUGACGCCGCUGGCGGCGAGGAGGCGGAGUGCGCUGCGUCCCGUGUGCAGCGUGGCGGCGGCGGGGGGCGGGGGGGGGCCGCGGUGCUGGCCCGCCUGGCCUUCCCCCCCCAGCUGCCCGUGGCGGCGUGCCAGCGGGUGAACCUGGACAUCUCGUGUCUGAUCACGCUGGUGUCGGCGCUGAGCCACGGCGGCUGCCGGCUCUCCUUCCGGGAGCCCGUGCUGACGGAGCAGGCGGCCCAGGAGCGCCGCGCGCCCGUGCUGCCGCCGCUGCACGCCUUCAUGGCGGGCAAGGAGCUGUUCGCCUGCCGCGCCGCCGUGGACGACUUCCAGCUGAUCCUGCAGACGCUGGGCGGGCCGGGGGAGCGCCGGCGCGCCGCGGCGCUGCUGGCGCGCCUCAGCGUGGUGGAGGACCGGCCGUCGGAGCGCACGCUGCGCCUGGCGCCGAGCGCCAAGGUCACGCCGCGCUCCGUCAGCAUCUUCGGCACCGGCGACUCGCUCAGGGCCGUUACCAUGACGGCAAACAGCCGCUUCGUCCGGGCCGCGGCCAAUCAGGGCGUCCGAUACAGCGUGUUCGUCCACCCCCCCCGAGCGCUGACGGAGGGGAAGGAGUGGAGGGCCACGCCCCUCUGACCCCACGGCAUCAUGGGAGGUAGAGGCCCCUCUGACCCCACGGCAUCAUGGGAGGUAGAGGCCCCUCUGACCCCACGGCAUCAUGGGAGGUAGAGGCCCCUCUGACCCCACGGCAUCAUGGGAGGUAGAGGCCCCUCUGACCCCACGGCAUCAUGGGAGGUAGAGGCUCUGACCCCACGGCAUCAUGGGAGGUAGAGGCUCUGACCCCACGGCAUCAUGGGAGGUAGAGGCUCUGACCCCACGGCAUCAUGGGAGGUAGUCUCUGAUCGCCGUGCAUCAUGAGAGUUAGAGGCUCUGAUCGCUGUGCAUCAUGGGAGUUAGAGGCUCUGAGUGCUGGGCAGCGUUUGGUGCAAAAACCUCCAAAAAAAGUGUCUAAAAACUUUAAAUAAAGCAUUUAAAAAAUAUAUCUCCAGAGAUGAUAUUUCUGUUCUUAUUUUCCUCAAGAUUAUUUUUGGGAAGUUUCAGGCUACGGAGCAGCCGGGGCUGAUGGGAGUUUGAGUCCCGGGGAAGGCUCCGUGUUUCCUCUGAUGGUGAACAUGUUUAAUCUCCACGGUUACGUUUUGGGUUAAAGAGGAAUAUCAGCUGCUUUUCUGUCUCUGUUUCAAAGAUCAAUAAAGCUUCACAGUCA